CAUCGUUUUUGUCGAAAAAGGUUCGUGAAAAACUAUCUGCGAAUAAUUUCUGGUGUUUCACAGUUUUUCCUGGAAAAAUUGAUUGGUAUCUGCUUGUUCUUGGGCUCAACUGAGUUUAAUAACUGUUGUGUAAUUGAUACAGUAAUUGUAGUUCAUUAUUUUCCUGCUCUUUGCGAUCCACAUAACUUGCCUUUUGGUUAUUCGCUAGAUUUCCUCACGAGAUAAUCCACUGAGCAGCAGCAGCAAUGGGUCACGGAUUCGGUGAACUGGCCAAGGUGCGCGGUAUCGUUACCCACAAGAUUUCCUCGUACGAACAGAAAGCCUUUGCCGGAUGGUGGACCAAGGCGAUUCCCAACACGCUUCGACGAAUCCGGUCCCAGAUCUUCAUUGUGACGCCACCAUUCGUUAUGGGCUACCUGGUGUACAACUAUGUUGAGAACCUGCACACCCAGAUUAACCGCAAGAACCCAGCUGACUACGAAAACGAUUCCUAAGAAGGGGACAGUUUAAGGCUCGGUAGAUUGCAAGCCCAAUGCACUAUGCUUACUAUCUGUAAAUUCGUAACUAGAGAGGAAUAAAUCGAACAGCUGAUCGGCAAUCCAGUGGAA
Molecule: messenger RNA, 608 nt
Organism: Aedes aegypti (yellow fever mosquito)
Lineage: Eukaryota; Metazoa; Arthropoda; Insecta; Diptera; Culicidae
Gene: UQCR-Q
Product: cytochrome b-c1 complex subunit 8
Exons: 3
Coding region: 246-494 (82 amino acids)
Biological process (GO): mitochondrial electron transport, ubiquinol to cytochrome c
Source: RefSeq, a predicted model, not a curated record